UGUAUGUUAGUAAUCCAUUACGUAUUCAACAUCUAUCUCAAAUAUUGACUGGCAUAUAAUAGUAGUGAUGGAACACUGAAUCAAGGCAAGUGACGUGCGCAGUUUUAACCCAGGUUUCCGUGAAGGCGAUAAAAAUUAUAGCAAUCCCGAUUACCGUAGUGUGUAUCUCUGAGUUUCCUUUAGUAGACGAUUGAAAUUCGGAUGACGAAGUGGUCGAAGCUUCAAGGCAAUACUGUUUCAGUUUCGUCAUCAUUAUUCCAUUGCUUACGUUGAAACAGAAAUAUUGUUCCAAUCCAGUUUUGGCGACCUUGACCGUCUAAUACGUAUCCAUAAUGGCCCAGAAUAAACCGAUUUUCGAUUAUCACGAUGAAAGCCAGUCGGAGAAGUUAGCGAGAAAAACAAAAGAAUCGCCGUUUAUGGUAAUUGGAUUGGCGGGAUUAGCGUCCGCAGUGGGGUACGGGCUGUACUCCUACAAGAACCGCGGCAGCAUGAGCACGAGUGUCUUCCUAAUGCAAUUUCGUGUAAUAUCACAAGGCUUAGUAGUCGGAGCAUUGACCGCUGGCAUGGGUUACUCUCUGUACAACAACUAUAUUAAUAAACCCAAACCUGUUGAUGUCGAACAUUGAACACCGCAAAAAUUAUACUUUCUUCAGUACAACCUAUAAUACUCCUAGUGCUGGGCCCUGAUUUUCUAUGUCAUUGUAAUUUAAUGAUAACUUAAACAGUAAAGGAUAAUCUUCAUUCAAUUUGAAAAAAGCUUCGAAAUUAACUACUAUUUUUAAGAUAUCGAAAAAGCGCUAUCUAGUGACAGUAUGUUUUCCUACUAUUGUAAAUAGAUGGCGCUCGUUUCAUACCAUAUAAAUCGCGAUCGAAUAAGUAAACGUAAGUAGAAAAUCUCACACUUGGCACUGUUCUUUGUUAAUGCGAGCGCAAUGCUUAGGGUGCCACGUCGGGUCGUCUGUAUUUGUAGGUUUAAGUUAUAUUUGAGACUUGUUUUGACAGACUUUUUGACGUUUGCAUUGCACUAGUUCAAACAGUAGGUAGGUACGUUCUAUUUUUACACGCUUUAUAUGAGCUUCACCUGUAUGUAUGUAUGUAACUGACCCCUUUGAACUCGAUUUUGUCCUACUUUGAACGAUCAGAUUUCGUUCAAACUUUCUAGACAUACCGAGGACCCACUAAUUUGAGAUUAUUUCCUACAUAAAAACGGUCUCAUUAUUCGGACGCUUAUUAUAUAACGUUAUAAACUCGACGCGCAUUUCAAGUACUGGCCACAAAUAACCACAGACCGUGAUAAGUGGAAGAACAAAUGGGCCUUUGCCCAACAAUGAAAAAAAAACUGCAAAUAUAUAAUAAUAAAUAACACCAUGUUAAAGCUUCAUACAAGUACCUUACCUACGGCUAGUUUCAAGUCAGCCUUUAUUUUUUGGCGAUGUAUUGGGGACCUACCACUAUGUACCCGACUGUAAUUUUUGAAAAGUCAUUUUUUAAAGUUAUAUAUUAUAUUUGAAUAUGUGGUUCAAUUACUAGUCGUCGCUAAAUGUAUUUGGCACGCUUAUAUACUUAAGUAUUUUAAUGCAAUGUCAUAAAGCAUCAGGGCUCUGCAAAUCUUCGCUCCGCUUUAAGAAAAGCACCCUCGGGGUUAAUUUUUAUGAGUGUUACUAAAAAAUACGGAAUUUAUUAAAAACUGUGAUAUGAUUUUAAAUGAGAAAUUCACUUUCAGUUUUGCAGCAAAAUUUUAAAAUUUAAAAGAGAGCCAUGAUACUAUAUACUAUUACUAUAGUUUAGUUAUUUAUUAUAUUGAAACACACUGAUAAUAACUUAUUAUCAGAAAGUAUCUACUAUUUAAGCCAGUAUUCACAUUUUAAGUAUUUU
Molecule: messenger RNA, 1875 nt
Organism: Pararge aegeria (speckled wood butterfly)
Lineage: Eukaryota; Metazoa; Arthropoda; Insecta; Lepidoptera; Nymphalidae
Product: HIG1 domain family member 1A, mitochondrial-like
Exons: 3
Coding region: 333-626 (97 amino acids)
Biological process (GO): mitochondrial respirasome assembly
Cellular component (GO): mitochondrion
Source: RefSeq, a predicted model, not a curated record